GCCGCUCCUCCCUCCGAACAGGUUUCGCGUCGCCGCCUAGAGCCGGCGGAUCUCCGGGCUGCGGCGGCGGUUCUCGGGGAGCUGCCUCUCGCGAACUCGAGCGGGCUCAGCUGUGCCUUAGCUCCGGUCAGGGCCAUGAUCCGCCAGGAGCUCUCCACAUCCUACCAAGAGCUGAGUGAGGAGUUGGAUCAGGUGGUUGAGAACUCAGAGCAAGCGGACGAGCGGGACAAGGAGACGGUCAAGGUCCAGGGUCCAGGGAUCUUACCAGCCCUGGACAGUGAGUCGGCCUCCAGCAGCAUCCGUUUCAGCAAGGCCUGCCUGAAGAACGUCUUCUCAGUCCUGCUCAUCUUCAUCUACCUGCUGCUCAUGGCCGUGGCCGUCUUCCUGGUCUACCAGACCAUCACGGACUUCCGCGAGAAGCUCAAGCACCCUGUCAUGUCGGUGUCUUACAAGGAGGUGGAUCGCUACGACGCCCCAGGCAUCGCCCUGUACCCCGGUCAGGCCCAGCUGCUCAGCUGUAAGCACUAUUACGAGGUCAUCCCGCCUCUUAGGAGCCCCGGGCAGCCCGGAGACGUGAACUGCACCACCCAGAGGAUCAACUACACGGACCCCUUCUCCAAUCAGACCCUGAAAUCCGCCCUGAUUGUGCGGGGGCCGCGGGAGGUGCAGAAGCGGGAGCUGGUCUUCCUCCAGUUCCGCCUGAACCAGAGCAGCGAGGACUUCAGCGCCAUCGAUUACCUGCUCUUCUCGUCCUUCCAGGAGUUCCUGCACAGCCCAGACAGGGCCGGCUUCAUGCAGGCCUGCGAGAGUGCCUAUUCCAGCUGGAAGUUCUCCGGGGGCUUCCGCACCUGGGUUAAGAUGUCCCUGGUAGAGACCAAGGAGGAGAACGGGCGGGAGGCGGUGGAGUUCCGGCAGGAGACCAGUGUGGUUAACUACAUUGACCAGAGACCCGCGGCCGAGAAAAGCGCUCAGUUGUUUUUUGUGGUCUUUGAAUGGAAAGAUCCUUUCAUCCAGAAAGUCCAGGAUAUAAUCACCGCCAAUCCUUGGAACACAAUUGCUCUUCUCUGUGGGGCCUUCUUGGCAUUAUUUAAAGCUGCAGAAUUUGCCAAACUGAGUGUGAAAUGGAUGAUCAAAAUUCGGAGACGAUACCUUAAGAAAAGAGGUCAGGCAACAAACCACAUAAGCUGAAGUUGCCGAUGUUCUUCGCAGAAACUGCCCGAGUUGAUGGAAGUUCUCAUCACUUCCCCUUUGGUAAACCAGGCUGCCAACGAUCCAGUCCUCACUUGAAGAAAAUGGGCUUUGCCAGGGGCUAGCCUGUCACACUGCAGCUUCUAACCUGGCCCCCCAGCGAGACUGUCUUAGAGCCCAGUGGAACAGAUCCAGUGGAUGACCUAAACGCUAUUUAAGUAUUUAAAUUAUUAAUGAACAUUUUGUGACAUAUGACAUGAAUAUGUCAAAUGGAAGAUGGACUCAGAUAGAAUCCAGUUUUCUGAAAGUUUGUGGAAGCCGUCUUCCUUCUUCCUUGGUUUGGUGUAUAGUUAAGGUCCAACAGGAUGAUUAAGGUUCUGAUCUUAGGUUUUCUCCUUGAGAUUUUUUUUAAAUGAACAGAAAAGUGUGUGACUUUCUUCUGCCCCACUGGUGACUCUCCGGCGGUGAUCACAGUGUGGAACCAACCAGUGUGCUAUUCAUGAGAAACACAAAACCCCUCAUAUCUCUGGUGCCAUGUGCAAGUCUCUGACACACUCACUCAUGUGUUAAAUAUUAAAUGAGACUGUUUUUUAAAACUACUGUGGAAACUAUAGUAAUUAGAUCACUUGGACUGAGCAGCCACCUACCUACCUGUCUGGCUAGAAUACUGACUGAUGCAUGUAUGAGUUUGGCGUGAUUAACAUGCAGAAGCGCUAGGACAUGUGUGCAGAGUAGGUCCCUCCUCAGUGAUUUGAUGAUUUCAUUAACAGGUGAGUAAAAGUUAGGUUGAUACCGAAGGAAUCAGUGAGCCAGUGUGUGCAUCUGCUCCAUCAGUAGGCACUGGUAUGCUUUUAUCCCGUGACCUCCAAAUAAAAGGGGGGGGGGUGAGCCUGGACUCCCACAGUACAUCACAAGCACGUGCAGGGAAGGGCAGGGUGGGCAGGAAGUGGCGGUGAAGCUCUGUGAAUAAGCUGUGUUAACUCUUCUGUCCUGCAGCCCACCCAUCUGAGAAAGGCACCCUCAGCAUGGACCCUCAGAGCUUUCAGCCUAGCCUGAAAGGAGUACCGUCUGGGUAUUUUUCACAUGAUAGCCAUUGACUGAUUUAAGGUUUUGGAAAUUAUUUUUGGGAGUUCUAAACUGUUUACAUGACCUUCGCAUCCAGAGAGGACUUGGGUAGUAUUUCUUCAAUUUUGUGGGUAGCACUUCUUCAAUUUCAUAAUUUGGUUUUAGGUAAUUCAAAGAGAAAAACUCCAAUGUAUGAGGGGGCCAAUUUUAAUCUCAUGUCUAACUUAGCAAGAAACUGGUUUUUGGUUGAAUUAUUAAAAGUGAACUUGUGUAAGGAAAUAUUCUGUGCUAUUUUUCUGUGGCACUGAAGCAGGCAUACCAACUUUAACCAAGGUCUUGUAACACUUUUCUGUAA
Messenger RNA from Capra hircus (goat), 2608 nucleotides. RefSeq names its product transmembrane protein 206 (gene PACC1). The transcript has 8 exons. Gene Ontology annotation, cellular component: cell surface. The record is from RefSeq and is a predicted model, not a curated record. Lineage: Eukaryota; Metazoa; Chordata; Mammalia; Artiodactyla; Bovidae. Bases 136 to 1188 code for a protein of 350 amino acids.